AUGACCAUGAUACUGCCAUUGAGAUUGCCGGCCAGGUUAGCUGCCAGUCGUUUCGUGAGAGGUAGCUUGACACGUCUGUACUCGCUCACCGCAGAGGAAUCGAUGAUUCAAGAGAAACUGAGUAAGGCGCUUCAGCCGAAGAAACUGCAGGUGGUGGAUAUCUCCGGCGGCUGCGGCUCGAUGUUUGCCAUCGACGUCAGCAGCGAGAAGUUCAAAGGCCUUUCGAUUGUCAAGCAGCACAAACUGGUGAACGAGAUCCUGAAGGAAGACAUCCCCAGAUGGCACGGACUGCAGCUGCGUACCAAAGCUGAGUGA
Messenger RNA from Torulaspora globosa, 315 nucleotides. It is a transcript of the gene BOL3, whose product is annotated as Bol3p. The coding region runs from base 1 to 315 and encodes 104 amino acids. NCBI's taxonomy places the organism in Eukaryota, Fungi, Ascomycota, Saccharomycetes, Saccharomycetales, Saccharomycetaceae. The transcript has a single exon. The record is from RefSeq and is a predicted model, not a curated record.